UCGAGGCGGUGGGAAUGUACUGUGGCUCCGGCUGGGGAAGAGCGAAGGCUGUCCGGCUGAUUUCGCAGUGUCUCUUCGCUUCCCUGUUAACCUUCCAGACGGACAGACCCGCAUCGGCUGCGUGAGGACUGAAGACUAAAAACUGGAGCUCCACUGCGGUGUCACAGUUACUCCUGUAACGAGGAUAUCCGAUGGUGGUCUACAGAGGCACAAGGUGGUGUAUAGGGCUGACACACUGACUGUUUCUACAAAGGAGGGCAGCUCAGACACAGACACACCUGUGAUACCUCUGGCCAGUCUGAGCUCAUGGUGUGUAAUCGCUGGGAUAAAUUAGUGGCCUGGCCAAAGAGCGCAGUGUUGCUACAUGCAGUAAAGGCCACACAGAAUGUCGUGGCCCAGAGGCCUCUUUGUAGGCAGAGUGGACGAGCGAAAGACAGCAUGGGGAGAACGCAAUGGCAAAAAGAGGAAAGACAGCUCGUCACUGUGCAACCCACGCUACAUGAGCUGCCUAAGGGACCCUGAGGACCUUGAGCCCCCUAAUGCGGCCCCUCAGCAUUACCACUGUGGAGCAGGUACCAGUGGGGGUAGCUUUGGCUUGCGCUGUGGCUGGCAGGAGGACCAUUACGGGAAAAGGAUGGGUGGUGGAGGGGAUCUGGCUCUAAAGGCUGUGAACCUGGGCUUUGAAGAUGGUGAACUGAAGGGCAGGAAAGAGGAAGAAUUAGGGGAAUUAGCUGAGGGCAGCUGCAAGACGAUGACAGCAGCGGACUGCUGGAUGCGGAUUGUGUGGGUUUUCCAAUCUAAGAAAUUUCAGUCAGCCAAGCUUGAGCGCCUGUACCAACGCUACUUCUUCAGACUCAACCAGAGCUCUCUGACCAUGCUGAUGGGGGUGCUGGUCGUGGUGUGUGGGGUUAUGCUGGCCUUCCACUGCAUCCACACAACACCUGAUGUGGCCUACGUCUCCGUACUCUCUGUGGCUAUGGCUCUUUUCUUGGCCAUGAUGGUGGUGUGCAACCGCAAUGGCUUCCACCAGGACUACAUGUGGAUUGUGAGCUACCUAGUGAUCGGGGUGCUGAUUGUAGUGCAGGUUUUUGGGGUGCUGAUGGUGCAUCCCCGCAGUGCCUCGGAGGGAAUCUGGUGGACGGUCUUCUUCAUCUACAUUAUCUACACGCUGCUACCAGUCAGAAUGAGAGCUGCUGUGCUCAGUGGAGCUGUGCUGUCCACCAUACACGUAGUCACCGCAUGGCAACUCAACCUAGAAGACAAGUUCAUUUUCAAACAGAUCAGUGCCAAUGUGCUGAUCUUCCUUUGCACUAACAUGAUUGGGAUCUGUACUCACUACCCCGCUGAGGUCUCCCAGAGACAAGCCUUCCAGGAGACAAGAGGAUACAUCCAGGCCAGACUGCACCUGCAGAGGGAAAACCAGCAGCAGGAGCGCCUACUGCUGUCAGUGCUGCCAAGGCACGUUGCCAUGGAGAUGAAGGCUGAUAUCAAUGCCAAAAAGGAAGAUAUGAUGUUCCACAAGAUCUACAUCCAAAAACACGACAAUGUUAGUAUACUGUUUGCAGACAUUGAGGGCUUCACCAGCCUGGCAUCUCAGUGUACGGCCCAGGAGCUGGUCAUGACGCUGAAUGAACUGUUUGCUCGCUUUGACAAACUGGCCUCGGAGAACCACUGCCUGCGUAUUAAAAUCCUAGGGGACUGUUACUACUGUGUGUCAGGGCUGCCUGAGCCCCGGGCUGACCACGCCCACUGCUGUGUGGAGAUGGGAGUAGAUAUGAUUGAAGCUAUCUCGCUGGUGAGAGAGGUGACGGGUGUUAAUGUGAACAUGCGGGUGGGCAUCCACAGCGGGCGCGUUCACUGUGGGGUGCUGGGCCUGCGCAAGUGGCAAUUUGAUGUCUGGUCCAACGACGUGACGCUUGCCAACCAAAUGGAAGCUGGGGGGAAGGCUGGGCGUAUCCACAUCACUAAAGCAACGCUGCAGUAUCUGAACGGAGACUAUGAGGUGGAACCAGGAUUUGGAGGAGAGAGGAACGCUUACCUGAAAGAGAACAACAUUGAAACCUUCUUAGUGCUGGGCUGCAGCCAGAAGAGGAAAGAGGAGAAAGCCAUGAUGGCAAAGAUGCAGCGAGCACGUGCAAAUUCUGCCGAGGGAUUGAUGCCACGCUGGGUGCCUGACAGAUCCUUCUCCAGAACUAAGGAGUCCAAAGUCUUCAGGCAGAUGGGCAUCGAUGAAGCAUCCAGCAAAGACAACCGCUGUGCUCAGGAGGCCCUGAACCCUGAGGAUGAGGUGGAUGAGUUUCUUGGACGGGCUAUAGAUGCACGCAGCAUCGACCAGCUGAGGAAAGACCAUGUCAAAAAGUUCUUACUCACUUUUCAGACUGCAGAUCUUGAGAAAAAGUACUCCAAAAAGGUUGAUGAUCGUUUUGGGGGAUAUGUGGCCUGCACACUCCUUGUUUUCUGUUGCAUCUGUUUCAUUCAGAUGAUCAUUUUCCCAAAAACAACACUUAUGCUUGGUCUAUACAUCAGCGUCUUCAUCAUCCUUGCCAACAUCCUCUUCAUCUGUGCCAUUUACUCCUGCAUCAAACUCUUCCCAGCUGUCUUGCAGACUGUAACCAAGAAAAUUGUCCAGUCUCGUGCAAAUAGCACACUGGUGGGAGUCUUGACCAUCCUCCUCCUCUUCAUCUCUUCCUUUGCUAACAUGUUUACCUGCAGCAGAGACAAACUGCAGGAUUGCGUGGCCAAUGAGCUGAACACAUCAGCGACUCUCUGCCUGCUGCACAGCUUGACCAAGACAGCAGAGGACGGCUUGACUCUGUGUUCUAGCCAGGCCAUGCCCUGCCAUUUCCCUGAGUAUUUCAGCUACAGCGUGCUGCUGACCCUGCUGGCCUGCUCUGUGUUCCUCCACAUCAGCAGCAUAGGGAAGCUGGCUCUGAUGCUGCUCAUCCAGCUCACUUUCCUCCUGCUGGUGGAAUGGCCUCAGGUGGCCCUGUUUGACAAUGCAGACCUGCUGGUCAUUGCCAACACCCUGCCAUCACCUGUCAAUGAUUCCCUAAAACAACUUGGUUUCAAUGAAACAGAACAGUGCCUGGAGAGCGUGACCAAGGUAUCCCUAAAGGUUAUGACCCCGGUAAUUCUGACUGUGUUUGUCUUGGCUCUCUACUUGCACGGCCAGCAGGUGGAGUCCACCGCACGCCUUGACUUCCUCUGGAAGCUGCAGGCCACAGAGGAAAAGGAGGAGAUGGAGGAGCUGCAGGCAUAUAACCGCCGCCUGCUCCACAACAUCCUACCCAAAGACGUAGCUGCCCACUUUCUUGCACGAGAGAGACGGAAUGACGAGCUGUACUACCAGUCGUGUGAGUGUGUCGCUGUCAUGUUUGCCUCCAUCAGCAACUUUUCCGAGUUUUAUGUGGAGCUGGAGGCUAACAAUGAGGGAGUGGAAUGUCUUAGGCUGCUCAACGAGAUCAUCGCAGAUUUUGACGAGAUCAUCAGUGAGGAGAAGUUCCGUCAGCUGGAGAAAAUCAAGACCAUUGGUUCCACCUACAUGGCUGCCUCAGGCCUCAAUGACUCUACCUAUGACAAAGAGGGCCGCUCACACAUCCUGGCUCUGGCAGACUACGCCAUGAGGCUUAGGGAACAGAUGAAAUACAUUAACGAGCACUCCUUCAACAACUUCCAGAUGAAGAUAGGACUGAACAUGGGCCCGGUGGUAGCAGGAGUGAUUGGAGCCAGGAAACCCCAGUAUGACAUUUGGGGUAACACAGUUAAUGUGGCCAGCCGGAUGGACAGCACAGGAGUACCAGACUGCAUCCAGGUGACCACGGACUUGUACCACGUGCUGGUCAAAAACGGAUAUCAGCUGGACCAUCGAGGUGUUGUCAAGGUGAAGGGGAAGGGGGAGAUGACCACUUACUUCCUCACCAGCGGUCCCCCGGGCAGUUAACGACAGACCGGCCAACCGACCGCAGCGUGACUCCCACUGCACCGACAAGACAGAGACUGCGGAGAGACGGAGCGGUCAGCUGAAGCACGGUGCAAACACACUAGGGACAGAGGGCGUCCGACAGAGGCAAGUUUGGCCUGUCUGUAUGUUGUCACACACUCGGAUGCACACAUGUAGGACGUUGUUCAUGUUUGAAGGCUUUUUCCCAAGCUGCUCGAGAGAUCAUGAAGCCUAGUUGCCUUAGGACAGAAGUGGCUAUGCUUGUGUUUUAUGAGCAAUAGUACAAGUAUUUCAUCUGGAGUCAUUAUUUAUUUUCCUGCGGAUGGAUUUUUGUGAUGAACUUGUACAAAAAAAGAAAAUAUAUGUAAACAAAAAACACAACUAUGUUACUAAUAAAGAAAAUAUGCAAGGACAACAUGAAGGAUGAAAAUGACCAAAGAACAAAUGUUUGAUAUGAAACACACAGUAAUGAUUCUGUAUAAAACGUACAGUAAUCUUAAGUAAUUUAUUUGUCUUUUGACAGCAAAGGCCACGGUUAUGUCACUGUCAUUGAUAGCGACAAACACUUUUCUUUUUCUUGUGGACUUAUUCAUGAUGGAGGACACUCACACGCACAUGUACGCAGAUAGAAAAACACAAACAACCUUGGCUUGAACUUCUGAGUUUCUUAUCAGGGCCUUUUUUGUUUCUUCCAGCCUGUGAUUAGCCACAGUCUGGAUAUGAGUGUGUCUGCGAUUCACUGAAAUGUAUGAUUGAUUACUCACUCCCUGCAAUGUAUUUUUGGUUUGAGCCAAAACAGGAAGUAUGAAAUGAAGGAAGAACAGUUGCAUUAGUAUCAUGGUACUGAAGCAAGAUUGUUAAAUUGUUAUGAAACCUUUUCUAUAAGUGUGCGUGAGAACCGUGUGUGUGUGUGUGUGUGUGUGUGUGUGUGUGUGUGUGUGUGUGUGUGUGUGUGUGGGUUAUGUGAGCAUACAUAACUGAAUGCUGAUCUUUAUCUAUAAAGGGGCAUACUGUAACUUUUCACUGUGAGGUUUUUAUGAUACUGUAUGACAAUGCUUUCAUGCCAAACUGGUUGCUGCAAGGCAUGUUUUAUAUUAUUCUUCAGAAUUGUGUGUCCAUUCCUGAUUUCCUGUGUCAAAUGAUCAUUUGAAGAGAAUAAUGCGCCUUUUACUGGACUGUGAUUUUGACUGAUUUCAUUCCGACCUAAAUAAGCAAAACCCUGUGAAAGGUAUAUUUUGGAUUGUGUUACGUUGUGUGGUCUGCAUAAACUGGUUUCCUGACAGCUUUAGGAUUAAGUGUAUGCAGUUUGCUCACAAGUAUUGCCUUGACAUUAUGUGGUUCCACAGUCCGAGUACGUCAUGGAUCAAUAUUCAAAACUUUAUAGUAUUUGACACUAUCUGGUUGUAUUUGGCACUUGGUGGCCUUGGUGGCCUGACCCCCUCCCCAAGUUAGUCAUUCAAAACAAUAAUACCAUGAAUGUAUGUAAUACAGAGUAUUUACUACUGAAGAAAACCCCUGAAUCAUUGUACUAGAAGUCAAAUUGAUUGGCCUUCUUAUUUGCUGAAAAGUGAGGGUGUAUUUUAUAUUUAGUACACCAGGUGUUUAAUUUGUUUCUGUAUGAGCCUAAAGUACAAUCCCACCUCAAUAGGCUACAAAAGAGAUCCUCACUUUCACAUGUCCCUCUUUUCUGUCCUUUUGAUGAAAUGUCAACCAUGUCAAAUGUCAAACAUUGUUGCGUUUUCCUUUUAAAAAGUGUCUGGGUUGAAGAAAUAGUGCAAUGAUUGAUUUGAUUCAUUUCCCCUUGGAUAAGAAAUUAAUAAAUGGCUGUUUUUUG
Molecule: messenger RNA, 5774 nt
Organism: Scomber japonicus (chub mackerel)
Lineage: Eukaryota; Metazoa; Chordata; Actinopteri; Scombriformes; Scombridae
Product: adenylate cyclase type 6-like
Exons: 24
Coding region: 386-3940 (1184 amino acids)
Biological process (GO): adenylate cyclase-inhibiting G protein-coupled receptor signaling pathway; intracellular signal transduction; adenylate cyclase-activating G protein-coupled receptor signaling pathway
Cellular component (GO): plasma membrane
Molecular function (GO): adenylate cyclase activity
Source: RefSeq, a predicted model, not a curated record